Messenger RNA from Meloidogyne enterolobii, 323 nucleotides. The record is from the annotation of a GenBank genome assembly. Lineage: Eukaryota; Metazoa; Nematoda; Chromadorea; Rhabditida; Meloidogynidae.
UAUAUUUAGCAAUAUCGACAAUAAAAACUAACAUGUUAUUGCCAACAAUAUUUUUGUUUACCUAUUUUAUAUCAUUUUGUCAUUCUUCAACUGUAGAGGAUUGUAACCAACUAUACGCAUAUAAGGGAAAAUACAAUCCUAAAGACUGCGAAAAGUGUAUUACAGAUGCCGUACCUUGUAAAAAUUCUCUAGUAUAUUCAAAAACAUGUACGGAUAAUCCAAAAGAAUUUAAAAGCGUAGCAAAUUGUGAAGGAGUAUAUUCUGAAUGUUCUACUGCCGAAGAAAAUAGUUGUAAAUCAAAACUGUGUGAUUGUUUAAAGUAA